This is a messenger RNA of Drosophila suzukii, 1224 nucleotides long. NCBI's taxonomy places the organism in Eukaryota, Metazoa, Arthropoda, Insecta, Diptera, Drosophilidae. The record is from RefSeq and is a predicted model, not a curated record.
GAGAGGGAUAGUGCGAUCACUAAGAAGAGGACGAGGAUAUUGACAAGACACGAGAACCGGGAAUAAGUUAACAUAAAGUGAAAUUAAAAGCUUUACAUAUCGGGUGCGGAGUUGAAAGGCCGUAAAAGCGGUAACAACUCGGCUAUGAGAUACAAGGACAUAAUAAAGAGUUCGAAAUCUGAGUUUAAAGCUAUCCUAGAGCGAAACAGCGUGUUAGCUGUGAAGGCCAUUAUGGACCGUCUGGAAUCAACAAAACUGGAGUGGUUGAUCCAGGGGGAAUCGGGGCUGAGUGAAAUCCCGCCUGGGGAGUCAACAUUUUCGAGCCCGGGAGAUGACGCUUGUGUUGGUAGUGAAAACAAACAUGAGCAAGAAAGGGACGACCAUAGUAUACCGGCAAAAAGCGACAAAGUAGUGGCGUCUGAAGAAUAUCUGCGGCGUGAUCAAGUGGUGGUGUCUGAAGAAUUUUUGGAAGCUUCUGGCAUGGCGGCUGCGGACGUGCAGCGGCGUGAUCAAGUGGCGGAAAACGUUGAGGCAGAAAUCCAACAUUUGCAACAAAUCGAGAAGCUGUAUGUUGCGCGUAAAUGGGUGGCUGACUUAGAAAAUUCAUUGAGCCAAAAUGAAUCCGCUCGAGGAUAUGGCAUCGACAUGAAUGAUUUGGGAGAUCUGCGAGGUCGUUCAUGAUUGAGACGGCAGCCCUAACUUGGCCAGCACUGCGAACCGAAUAGAUAGCUGUAUUCGACCUCAAGGUUAAGGUUAAAAACUGGUUAGAGAAAUUAUCAUCCGAUUCAUCAUGGAAGGCUUGGAAGAAAAUUCGGGAGCCGCGUUUGCAAUGGCUAAAUGGAUAAAUCAAUGUAGACGCUUGGAAAGAUUUCAAAGUUGGAGAAGCAAACUAAACGGAAGUCCAAUUUCCAGUCGACCAGAAGGCAGGAUCCUGAAGCCUCUCGCUGCUACAGCUGUCGGCAAAUGGGACAUUUUGAUAGAUUGUAGACAACCCAAAAUGCCGGAAGGGGUCUGCUUUAACUGCUACAGCACAAAGUAUCAGUAACGCCCCAAGCGGAAGACGAAAACUAUGGUGGCUGCCGUGCAGGAGAACGCGGGAUCUGGUUCGUAGGAGUUGGCAGCAAUUCAAGCAAUUGAAUUAUGACGAUUGCGAUUGCGAGGUGAAAAGGGAAAAUACAUACGCAUUGCCAGCACAGUGAAGUGCUUUGAUCAUUUUUGUUCAAC